UAAACACAUUCAUUCACUCCUAGCUAACCGACUGAUUGCAAUGGCAUCAACACUAGACACAAAAUCUGUAGUUGUUACCUUGUUCAUAUAUUUGUGGACAUGCACAUCUCGUGCUACAUCCCGGGCACUCUCUGAACCUUCCAUUGCUGCACUGCAUGAAGACUGGGCUGUCCUGCAUGGCCGUGUUUAUGCUAAUAGCGCAGAGAAGGACAGACGCCAACAGAUAUUCAAGGACAACUUGGACUUCAUACGCAAACACAACAGCCAAGAAAACAAGAGCUACACUUUAAGCACAAACCUUUUUGCUGAUUUAACUAACGAUGAAUUCCUCGCGUCUCACACAGGAGCUCUUUAUAACCCACACACUCUACCACCUUCCUCCAGCAUCAACCGCAGUCUCUCUGUCGUUACGUCAAGCUUGGAUUGGAGAAAGAAAGGAGCCGUUAACAAAAUUAAGUACCAAGGCCAAUGUGGGAGUUGCUGGGCAUUUUCAGCUGUGGCGACAGUUGAGGGGAUUACCCAAAUAAAAACUGGAAACUUGAUUUCGUUGUCUGAGCAACAAUUGGUGGAUUGUGCCAGCUAUCACGGAUGCCACGGAGAAUCCUUGGAAAACGCCUUUGGGUAUAUAAAAAGCAUGGGUCUUGGAACUGAUGCAGAAUACCCUUACAAGGAAACAACUGGGAGUUGCCAUUCUGUGAAUCCUGCAGCCAGGAUUGGAGGUUUCCAAAUGGUGCCUCAGCAGAGGGAGGAGGAACUUCUUCAGGCAGUGAGCAGGCAACCCGUCUCUGUAAUCCUUGAUGCUAGUGGACAAGCAUUUCAGUUUUACAAGGGAGGAGUUUUCGGUGGUGAGUGUGGAACUCAACUUAACCAUGCUGUUACUGCAAUUGGGUAUGAUGAGGAUGCAAAUGGCAAGUACUGGUUGAUAAGAAAUUCUUGGGGUGAAGGAUGGGGAGAGGAGGGUUACAUGAAGAUUAUGAGGAACACCGGCGUCCCCGAAGGUCUAUGCGGCAUCAACAUGCAUGCCACUUAUCCCCUACUCUAAGUAUGCUUAUUUUUCAUUACGUCUAUACGCACCUCUUUCCUUUUCUCGUUCAAUUAAUUAAGCUACAAUUAUGUAGCAUGCUCUAUGUUUUGACAACAGCUCUGUCUGUGUCAAUCAUUCUUAUUCACUUUUGUUAUAUUAUUAAUGCAAUAUUAUAUCAUUACAAUUUA
Molecule: messenger RNA, 1212 nt
Organism: Vigna angularis (adzuki bean)
Lineage: Eukaryota; Viridiplantae; Streptophyta; Magnoliopsida; Fabales; Fabaceae
Product: ervatamin-A
Exons: 2
Coding region: 41-1042 (333 amino acids)
Cellular component (GO): lysosome
Molecular function (GO): cysteine-type endopeptidase activity
Source: RefSeq, a predicted model, not a curated record